Molecule: messenger RNA, 17660 nt
Organism: Orcinus orca (killer whale)
Lineage: Eukaryota; Metazoa; Chordata; Mammalia; Artiodactyla; Delphinidae
Gene: DNAH17
Product: dynein axonemal heavy chain 17
Exons: 86
Coding region: 4021-17415 (4464 amino acids)
Biological process (GO): microtubule-based movement
Cellular component (GO): dynein complex
Molecular function (GO): dynein intermediate chain binding; minus-end-directed microtubule motor activity; ATP binding
Source: RefSeq, a predicted model, not a curated record
UGUUAAAUGGUGAUUCGGCAUAGGUGCAGAAUCUCAUAUGAUUUUCCUCUUUCAGUGUAUUAAUAUGGUGAGUUACACUGAAUAAUAUUUUUAGUGGUAAAUCAGCUUUGUGCCCCUGGGAUAAAACACACUUGGCCACGGUUUUUAAAAACGUAUUACUGGAUUCAAUUUGUUAAAUAUUUUGUUAAGGAGUUCUUGUAUCUGCAUUCAUGAGGGAUAAGGUGAUAUGGUCAUUUAAUCCAUUAAACUAAAUUGUCAGCUCCAUGAGAGCAGAGAGUCUGCCUCUUCGGGUCAUCUCUGGGUUCCCAGCUCCUAGACAAUGCUUGGCACAUAGAGGACCCUUGGGACCUAUCUGUUGAAUAAAGGACAAUUAAUGAAUGCAUGACCAUAAGUCACAGGUUGCUUUAUGCCGGACAGGAUUGUGUGACUAGUUUAUCAGAACUUGUUUUCUGUAACCCAAGGGAAUGUGAUUCAGGUGAGUUAGUAGCUUAUCUGGUUGUUCUGACUCUUAAAGUGGUCCAGGUUUGUAAGGAUGGAGAUGACCUGAAGAUGUAAGAGGAGAAGCAACGUAGGAAGGAGAAAGAAGGAGGCCAUUUCUGGGGUUUCACCCCUGUCUUCUGAUCCUUGACCCAUUUCUCUCCACCUGAUGGGUGCUACCUGUUCACUAAGCUCCCCUCCCUACCCCUGGAUUAGGCAGCUACAGCCCUUUUCCUUAAGCACCUGGUGGGUCCCGGUGCCGUUGCAUCACCUUUGUGCACAGUCUAAACAGACUGAGGGCAGGGCAGCUUAUCCCCCAGUUGCAGUCAGCUCUCACGCUUUCACUUCCAUCAUCAUUAUCACUGAAUCUUUACUGGGUAAAUACCAUGUGGAUAUCACUGUGCCGUGCAUAGUGCCCUUCAUUUGUCUGGCAUUUCAUGUAAGAAAUCACGAUGAUUAUCUACUGACUUCCUACUAUCAUAAUAAACAUUAUUUCUUUGGUUAAGUAAACUCAGGAUGCUCCUGGGAGGCAGACAUUUGCACAGUCAGGACACUACAGUGAGGCAGUGCCCAAGGUCCCCCAGACAGCACACGGUGCAGACAGGAUCUGCGUGCCAUUCUGAUGAUUGGGACACCCUCAAGCCAGUCUUGGACUCAGGUGUUGCUAAUCUGAAAGCCAUGGCCCUGGAUGAGUAAAGCCCUCUCCCUGAGCCCGUCUGUCUCCCUGCAUCCUCUGACAGCCUAAGUCUGAGAAGAAUCCCCCUCACUGGGGGCGAGCUGGCCUUCCUGACGCUUUUCCUAUGGGCCGCAUUCUCGCUGUUUCAGCCAUCGAGGCAGCCUGACCCUGCUUCCUUUGAACGACUCUUCAGGUAUCUGAAAUCAGCUUUCUGAGGUUCUUGUCUCCUCUUUUCCAAAGGAAGAGGGUGUCCACUUGCUGGGUCAUUGGUUGGUCAGGCAGGAUGUGUUGGAUGGGCUGGGGAUGCCUGGGCCCCUCCUGGCCCACUCCCUCCGCUCAGCACAGCAGGCCCUGGUCAGCCCUGUGGGGUGGACAGAAUGAGGAAACCGAGACCCCUUGGUUUGCCUUAAAGAGUCUCUGGUUGUUUGCAAGCUCCGGACACGUUCCCAAAUCCUGGCUCAUGUGCCCCAAGAGGCCUCGUGGGCAGGCGGGCCCCAGGGAAGAGAAAAGCAGGGCCCUGCAAGUGUCACACCUGUGACAGGUGUGAGCCGGCCAGACCUCCAUUUGCUCACUUGUGGAGCAAAAGAGGCAGAAUCUGCUGUGCAGGUGCCAUGAGGGGGACUCAGGAAUGCCGGGCCUCCAGCCUUCCGCUCAGCACAGAGGGACCUUAGUGACAUGAUGAGAGCAAGGACAAACACGGAUGGAGCUCAUCCCAAGCCAGGCCAGGCUCCAACACAUUUAACCUCUCAACAGCCCAGAGCCAGCCCUGCCCGGUGCCUCGGCCCCACAGCUGCAGUGCAGGCCCAGACAGGUGUAGUGAUGUGAGCAGUUCACCCGGCAGGUCAUCAUGAUGCACAAGCUUCAUGGCCCCAUCCCGGCAGGGCAGUAAGGCGGGCUCCAGGCCUUCUCCAGCCUCUAAACUAAGCUGGAGAUGUUCAGUCCAAGUCUGAAGAUCUGAGAACCGGGGGGCCGAUGGGACCCUCCACAGAGUGGAUGAUGCCCACCCACGUCGGGGAGGGCCAUCUUCUUUCCUCCGUCCACCAGUUCAAAUGCUCAUCUCUUCCAGAAAGACACACCCAGAGAUAAUGUUUGACCAGCUAUCUGGGCAUCCCUUAGCCCAACCAAAUUGACACACAAAAUUAAACAUCACCACAGGAAGUGGAGAGAGAUUGGGAGACUCAGAGGAACCACCCUCAAAGCACAAAAUCCUUACGAAAAGACCAGACUGGGAAGAAAUGAAAUUUCCAGAUCUCGACUCUAGGUUUUCCCCUGAUUGCUCAACUUGAAGCGUUAACCACAUUCCGGGUAGAAGAUGAUCCAUUUUUAUUCUAAAGACCCAGCACGUGCUGUGCUUCUGCUGUUCUCUCCCCUUCGGUUUUAUAAACACCCUGAAAAUGCCUUACAGACGUAAACAUCAAUCAGGAACUCUCUCCAGCCUGUGUGACAAAAUCCAGGGCCGUCUGCAAAGGAAAGUUCUGCUCCCCCAUUUUAUCGUUGUUUUGAUUUCCGAGGGGUCCCCAGGGCAUCUGGUUUCCAUAACUUCCUGCUUCCUCCAGAUGGAACGACCCAGCCAGCCAGCUCCCUCCAAGGAGAGCGUGUGGUCAGGCUGGGGUUCCUUCCCUGCACCUCCUUCCUGGCGUUUGGAAAGUUGGAGAUUUCCUCUCGGUUUCAUGGUUUAUGUCAAAUAUCUGCAUAUUCAAAGCAAAUGGACUGCUUUGUGUAUUUCAACAUUCCUUCGGGUAACUUAUCUGACUCUUGAGAGUUGUGGCUGUUUUUGCAAAUCACUGAAGAGGGGCAGAAGCAGGUCCUCUAGCUAAUGGAAAGGGUUGGGGGGAGGGGAGAGCCUCAGACCCCUCCCACCAUGAGCAGGCAGACCACAGACCACAGUGUGUCUUGGGUCCUGGGAGGGCCCCAGUUUGGCUUUUCUGAAGCCGUUUUCCAUGCCCACGUGCGCUAGGUUCCCAUGUGAAAGAAGCCCCACUGGCGAUCGGCAGCUUUCCCCAAGCUUUCCCAUGGGGCAGGCAUUUCCCCAUGUUUCCGGGGCAAAGGCAGAGUUGGAGUGCCAGGCGCUGAGGUCCGAGUCGACUGUUGGCGCGUUUGUGCAUUAGAGAGACAAAUCCAGGAUAAGUGUGUAAAAGAGCUAAAACCCAGCACUGGGAAAAUAUACCCAAUACUGGCCCUUGAAAGAUUGGGUCACUCUCAGCACCUUUAAAUGCCAAAAAACGCGCCGCGAUUUUAAGGCACAUGCUAACAAGAGCUGUGCUCCCAGGUCAGUCUUGAAGCUUCAUCAGGUCGAUUUAAAAUUCAGAGGUUGGGGGCUUCCCUGGUGGCGCAGUGGUUGAGAGUCCGCCUGCCGAUGCAGGGGACACGGGUUCAUGCCCCGGUCCGGGAAGAUCCCACAUGCCGCGGAGCGGCUGGGCCCGUGAGCCAUGGCCGCUGAGCCUGCGCGUCCGGAGCCUGUGCUCCGCAACGGGAGAGGCCACAACAGUGAGAGGCCCGCAUAAUGCAAAAAUAAAUAAAUAAAAAUUCAGAGGUUCUCAAAGCCUGUUCAGCGAUUCCAGGGUAGGACGCAUCACAAGAGAAAUGAAGCUCACAGAAUAAAAGCUCGCUGUCCAGACCAGACAGCUGCUCUUUGAUGCUGAGUUUGGUGUCUCGUGGACCGAACCCCAGGAUGCAGAGGAAGCUUCUUAUUACGCAGGAUGAGAACUGAGACCCAUGCAUUGACACCUGUGGGUCAGGUCAACACUGAGGGCCUGGGAUCCCUGAACCGGAAGCAGAAACGCGUGGACGGGCCCCGGGGAAUUUCUGAAUGGAGAUGGGAGCAGAGAGAACCCGAGGAAGAACAAAAGGUGUAAGUGAACGUCAAGAUGACGAUUACACCAGACGUCAGGUUAGAGUAUUUGGAGAGUGUCGCUUCCAUCUUCCUAAAGUUCAAGCCGGACAAGUGGACUAAAAUGGUCGGAGCAGAAGAGAACAUGGGUUUGUUCACCGAGUUCUUUGAGAAACCGGACGUCCUAGUUCUGGUGCUGACACUCAGCCCCGCCGGCAUGAUCAUACCCUGCCUGGGCUUCCCGGCCUCCCUCAAGUCCAAAGGGAUGUACUUCAUCAAGAAGAAACCUGGGAACAUCAGCAAUGACAACUACAAGGACCGCCUGGUCUAUGGGGACAUAAGCCCCACUCCCGUGGACCAGCUGAUCGCCAUCGUGGAGGAGGUCCUCUAUUCCCUGUUAAACCAAAGCGAAAACGUGAGCGGAUGGCCCCGCGUGGUCUCAGAGGACAUUGUGAAGCAAGUCCACAAGCUGAAGAACGAGAUGUGUGUGAUGGGCGGCAAGAUCAAGGGGAAGCCGCUGCUGCCCAUCCCGGAGCACCUGGGCAGUCUGGAUGGUACCCUUGAGUCCAUGGAGAGGAUCCCCUCCUCCCUGGACAACUCGCUGCUGCACGCCAUCGAGACCAUCAUCAUCGACUGGUCCCGCCAGAUCCGGGAUGUGCUAAGCAAAGACUCGGCCCAGGCCCUGCUGGACGGGCUGCACCCCCUGCCCCGAGUCGAGUUUGAGUUCUGGGACACCCGGCUGAUGAACCUCAAGUGCAUCCACGAGCAGCUCAACAGGCCCAAAGUGAACAAAAUCGUCGAGAUCCUGGAAAAAGCCAAAAGCUGCUACUGGCCAGCCCUGCAAAAUGUGUAUACGAAUGUCACUGAGGGCCUGAAGGAAGCCAACGAUAUAGUUCUGUAUCUGAAGCCUCUGAAGAUCUUGUUGGAGGAGAUGGAACAGGCUGACUUCACGAUGCUCCCAACCUUCAUCACCAAGGUGCUGUAUACCAUCUGCUUCAUCUGGGCCACGUCCGAGCACUACAACACACCCUCCAGGGUCAUCGUCAUCCUGCAGGAGUUCUGCAAUCAGCUCAUCGAGAUGACUCGGACCUACCUGCGUCCUGACGACGUGCUGAAAAGCCUGCAGGGUGAAACUGAGGACGUGCUGAGCAGCGUCUCUCUGUCCCUGAGCGUCCUGAAGGAGCUGUACCGAGCCUACGAGUUCUGCUGCACGAACAUGAAGCUUUUCUUCAAGAAAGACAAGAAGCCAGUGCCUUGGGAAUUCCCUUCUUCUCUUGCCUUUUCCAGGAUAAAUUCCUUUUUCCAGCGCGUCCAGACCAUCGAGGAUCUUUAUAAAACAGCCAUCGAGUUUCUGAAGCUGGAGAAGAUGGAGCUCGGGGGCGUGAGGGGCAGCAUACGCGGAAGCCAGGUGACUCAGAUCUCUGAUGAGGUCUUUGAGCUGGUGAAGGUUUUUGCCGACUGCAAAUACGACCCCUUGGAUCCCGGAGAUUCGAGCUUUGAUGACGAUUAUGCUGAUUUUGAGACCAAAAUUCAGGAUCUGGAUAGGAGGCUGGCCACGAUCUUUUGCCAGGGGUUUGACGACUGCUGUUCUAUUGAGUCCUGUGCAAAGCUCCUACACAUGUGUGGCAGCCUCUUGGAACGGCCUCUGAUUCUCCCCGAGGUGGUGCCCAGGUACUCGGUCAUGCUGGAGCUGUUUGACGCUGAGCUGGACAACACCAAGACCCUGUAUGACGCCCAGAUUGCGGCCUCGGCAGACGGGAACAUCCCCCCUAUCCAUAAAAACAUGCCCCCGGUGGCCGGGCAGCUCAAGUGGAGCCUGGAGCUGCAGGAGAGGCUGGAGGCACCCAUGAGGGACCUCAAGCACAUCGAGCACCCGGUCAUGUCCAGUGUGGAGGCCAAGCUGAUCUACCAGAAAUACGAUGAGAUGGUGGAACUGCUGAGACGCUACCGUGAGAGGAUCUACCAGCAGUGGGCGGCGGGGGUAGACCAGGACUGCCACUUCAACCUGGGGCAGCCCCUGAUCCAGCGGGACCCCGUCACCAGACUCAUCCGCGUCAACUUCAGCAAAGCGCUGGUGGCAGUGCUGAGAGAGGUCAAGUACCUGAACUUCCAGCAACAAAAAGAGAUUCCCAGCAGCGCCGAGAACCUGUUCUCACAGUACGAAAGCUUCUGGAAGUUUGUGGGCAACUUGGAACUCAUUGCCCGCUGGUACAAUGAGAUAAUGACCACUGUGAAGGACGUAGAAUUUCCACUGAUAAAGUCAGAAUUGGAAACAAUCGAUGUCAAAUUGUUGGCCGCUGAGACGACCUUAUUCUGGAACGGCCAAGGUGUGUUUGAAUAUAUUCAAGAGAUGCGAGAAAUGCUAUACAACUUGCAGAACAGGAUACAAAAAGCAAAGCAAAACAUAGAGGGGAUUUCCCAGGCCAUGAAGGACUGGUCGGCCAACCCAAUGUUUGAAAGGAAGGACAACAAGAAAGAGGCCCUGUUAGACUUGGACGGGAGGGUGGCCAACCUCAACAAGCGCUACACCGCGGUCAAGGACGCCGGCCUGAAGAUCCAGUCCAUGGUCAUGGAAAAUGCGGAACUCUUCAGAGCGAAUACGACGAGCCAGCCCUGGAAGGAUUAUGUCAACUACGUUGACAGCAUGGUCUUGGAUGAAUUUGAGCAUUUCAUUCGCACGUCUCUAAAUCACCUAAUGGACAACAUGGUUGUAGAUGAGAGCAUCGCACCGCUGUUUGAGGUCCGCAUGGAGCUGGACGAGGAUGGGCUGGUCUUCAAUCCGUCCCUGGAGGUGGGCGGGGAGCAGGGCUUCCUGGCGCUGAUCGGGAGCCUGGUCACUGACAUCUACAAUGCAGCCAAGCUCAUCCCCAGGCUGGCCAAGGGCAGGAUGAACUACAAGACCGACCUGGAAGACAUGACUGACCUCAUAGAGAUGGGGGAGGAGCUGUCCAACCUGGUCAUCAGCGCCAUAAAGGAGGCUGAGGAGUACCAGGACUCCUUCGAGCGCUACGCCUACCUGUGGAUGGACGACCCCCAGGAGGUCAUGAAGAGCUUCCUCAUCUAUGGGCACGCGAUCAGCCCAGAGGACUGGGACCCCCAGGCCGAGGAGACCCUCCCCAAGAUGCCGCCUACCCUCGCCCAGUUCCAGCAGCAGAUCGACUCCUAUGAGAAGCUGUAUGAGGAGGUGUCCAAGUGCGAGAACACCAAGGUGUUCAACGGCUGGCUGCAGUGUGACUGCCGGCCCUUCAAGCAGGCCCUCCUCAACACCAUCAAACGCUGGAGCCUCAUGUUCAAGCGGCACCUGAGCAACAACGUGGUCAGCAGCCUCGCAGACCUAGAAGCCUUCAUGAAAGUCUCCAGGGCGGGCUUGAUGAAGCCUCUCAAGGAGGGGGAUUAUGACGGCCUCGUGGAGGUGAUGGGGCAUCUGAUGAAGGUCAAGGAGAGGCAGAUGGCCACCGACAACAUGUUUGAGCCCCUGAAGCAGACCAUCGAGCUGCUCAAGUCCUAUGGGGAGGAGAUGCCCGAGGAGACGCACGUGAAGCUUCAGGAACUGCCGGAGCAGUGGACCAACACCAAGAAGCUGGCCAUCCAGGUGAAGCAGAACGUGGCACCCUUGCAGGCCAACGAGGUCAGCAUCCUGCGACGGAAAUGCCAGCAGUUCGAGCUCAAGCAGCACGAGUUCAGAGAGAAGUUCAGGCAAGAAGCCCCGUUCAGCUUCAGCGACCCCAACCCCUACAAGUCCCUCAAUAAGCAACAAAAGAGCAUCGCGUCCAUGGAGGGCGUCAUGGAGGCUCUGUGCAAAUCCGGGAGCCUGUUCGAGGUCACAGUGCCGGACUACAAGCAGCUCAAGGCUUGUCACAAAGAGGUCCACCAGCUGAAGGAGCUCUGGGACAUGAUCAUCAUGGUCAACACCAGCAUCGGUGACUGGAAGACCACCAAGUGGAAGCACAUCAACGUCGAGCAGAUGGACAUAGACUGCCAGAAGUUUGCCAAGGCUGUGAGGUCCCUGGACAAGGAGGUGAAGGGCUGGGAUGCCUUCGUGGGGCUGGACAACACCGUGAAGAACACGAUCGCGUCCCUGCGCGCUGUGAGUGAGCUGCAGAACCCCGCCAUCCGGAACCGCCACUGGCAGCAGCUCAUGCAGGCCACCCAGGUGAAGUUUGAAAUGUCAGAUGAGACCACCCUGGCGGAUUUACUCCAGCUGAACCUACAUAAAUACGAAGACGAGGUCCAGAACAUCGUAGACAAGGCUGUGAAAGAGUCUGGCAUGGAAAAGGUGCUGAAAACCCUGGAUAGUACCUGGUCCACCAUGGAGUUUGAGCACAGGCGGCACCCGCGGACAGGCACCAUGUUGCUCAAGACGGAUGAGGUGCUGGUGGAGACGCUGGAGGACAGCCAGGUGCAGCUGCAGAACCUGAUGAUGUCCAAGUACCUGUCCCACUUCCUGAAGGAGGUGACGAGCUGGCAGCAGAAACUGUCCGCCGCGGACUCGGUCAUCUCCAUCUGGUUCGAGGUCCAGAGAACCUGGAGCCACCUGGAGAGCAUCUUCAUUGGUUCCAAAGACAUCCGCGCCCAGCUGCCGGAGGACUCCCAACGCUUUGAUGACAUCGACCAGGAGUUCAAGGCCUUGAUGGAGGAGGCGGUGAAAACACCCAACGUGGUCGAAGCCACCAACAAACCUGGUCUCUAUAACAAACUUGAGAACCUGAAGAAGAGGUUGGCCAUGUGUGAAAAAGCCCUGGCCGAAUAUUUAGAGACAAAAAGACUUGCUUUCCCAAGGUUCUACUUCGUCUCCUCAGCCGACCUCCUGGACAUUCUCUCCAAUGGAAACGACCCCGUGGAGGUGAGCCGCCACCUGUCCAAGCUCUUCGACAGCCUGUGUAAACUGAAGUUCCGCCUCGACGCCGACGGGAAGCCGCUCAAGUGUGGCCUGGGCAUGUACAGCAAGGAGGACGAGUACGUGGACUUUGACCGGGAAUGUGACCUCUCGGGGCAGGUGGAGGUCUGGCUGAACCGGGUGUUGGACAGGAUGUGCGCCACGCUCCGCCACGAGAUCCCGGAAGCCGUGGUGACUUACGAGGAGAAGCCAAGGGAGCAGUGGAUCUUCGACUACCCCGCCCAGAUUGCGCUCGCGUGCACCCAGAUCUGGUGGACAACCGAGGUGGGCCUGGCGUUUGCCAGGCUGGAGGAAGGCUACGAAAACGCCAUCAGAGAUUACAACAAGAAGCAGAUCAGUCAGCUGAACGCGCUCAUCACCCUGCUCAUCGGAAACCUCAACGCCGGGGACAGGACGAAGAUCAUGACCAUCUGUACCAUCGACGUCCACGCCCGGGAUGUGGUCGCCAAGAUGAUCACCGCCAAGGUGGAGAGCGCCCAGGCCUUCACCUGGCAGUCCCAGCUGCGGCACCGCUGGGAUGAGGAGAAGAAGCACUGCUUUGCCAACAUCUGCGACGCCCAGAUCCAGUACUCGUACGAGUACCUGGGCAACACUCCACGACUGGUCAUCACCCCGCUCACCGACAGAUGCUAUAUAACCUUGACCCAGUCCCUCCACCUGAUCAUGGGCGGAGCCCCCGCUGGCCCUGCCGGGACUGGCAAGACAGAGACGACCAAGGACCUGGGCAGAGCCCUGGGCACCAUGGUCUACGUCUUCAACUGCUCCGAGCAGAUGGACUACAAGUCCUGUGGCAAUAUCUACAAGGGCCUGGCCCAGACUGGAGCCUGGGGCUGCUUCGAUGAGUUCAAUCGAAUCUCCGUGGAGGUCUUGUCUGUGAUCGCCGUACAGGUCAAAUGUAUCCAAGAUGCAAUUCGGGCCAAGAAAGAAACGUUUAAUUUCCUGGGAGAGAUGAUAAGGCUUAUCCCCAGUGUUGGCCUCUUCAUCACCAUGAACCCCGGGUACGCCGGACGCACGGAGCUGCCCGAGAACUUAAAGGCCUUGUUCAGGCCCUGCGCCAUGGUGGUCCCCGACUUUGAACUGAUAUGCGAGAUCAUGCUGGUGUCUGAGGGCUUUCUGGAGGCCCGCCUUCUGGCCAGGAAGUUCAUCACACUCUACACCUUGUGCAAAGAGCUGCUGUCAAAGCAGGAUCAUUAUGACUGGGGCUUGCGGGCCAUCAAGUCUGUGCUGGUGGUGGCCGGCUCCCUGAAGAGGGCCGACCCCGGCCGAGCAGAGGACCAGGUGCUGAUGAGGGCGCUCAGGGACUUCAACAUCCCCAAGAUCGUCGCCGACGACCUGCCCGUGUUCAUGGGGCUCAUCGGGGACCUCUUCCCUGCACUGGACGUGCCUCGGAAACGGGACCUGAAUUUUGAGAAGGUCAUCAAGCAGAGCAUCGUUGAGCUCAAGCUGCAGGCGGAGGACAGCUUCGUGCUGAAGGUGGUGCAGCUGGAGGAGCUGCUGCAAGUCAGGCACUCGGUGUUCGUCAUCGGGAACGCAGGCAGUGGCAAGUCCCAGGUCCUCAAGUCUCUGAACAAGACCUAUCAGAACCUGCAGAGGAAGCCGGUCGCCGUGGACCUGGACCCCAAGGCCGUCACCUGCGACGAGCUCUUCGGCAUCAUCAACCCGGUGACCAGGGAGUGGAAAGAUGGCCUCUUCUCCACCAUCAUGCGGGACCUGGCCAACAUCCCUCACGACGGCCCCAAGUGGAUCAUCCUGGACGGGGACAUAGACCCCAUGUGGAUCGAGUCCCUCAACACCGUCAUGGAUGACAACAAGGUCCUCACGCUGGCCAGCAAUGAGCGGAUCCCCCUGAACCGCACCAUGCGGCUGGUGUUCGAGAUCAGCCACCUGAGGACGGCCACGCCGGCCACCGUGUCCAGAGCCGGCAUCCUGUACAUCAACCCGGCCGACCUCGGGUGGAACCCGGUGGUGAGCAGCUGGAUCGAGAGGCGCAAGGUGCAGUCGGAAAAGGCCACCCUGCUGGUCCUCUUUGACAAGUACCUGCCCACCUGCCUGGACAAGCUUCGCGUCGGGUUUAAGACGAUCACCCCGGUGCCCGAGAUCACGGUCAUCCAGAUGAUCCUGUACCUGCUCGAGUGCCUCCUCACCGAGCAGAACGCACCCCCCGACUCUGCCAAGGAGCUGUACGAGCUCUACUUCGUGUUCGCCUGCUUCUGGGCCUUCGGAGGGGCCAUGUUCCAGGACCAGCUUGUAGAUUAUCGGGUCGAGUUCAGCCGAUGGUGGAUCAACGAAUUCAAGACAAUCAAGUUCCCCUCGCAGGGAACGAUCUUUGACUACUACAUAGAUCCCGACACCAAAAAGUUCCUGCCGUGGACGGACAAGGUGCCCCGCUUCGAGCUGGACCCUGAUGUCCCCCUGCAGGCCUCACUGGUGCACACCACGGAAACCAUCCGCAUCCGCUACUUCUUGGACCUGCUCGUGGAGAAGUCGUGGCCGGUGAUGCUGGUGGGGAAUGCAGGGACGGGCAAGUCGGUGCUGAUGGGGGACAAGCUGGGCAGCCUGAGUACAGACGACUGGUUGGUGCAGGCCGUGCCCUUCAACUUCUACACGACCUCGGCUAUGCUGCAGGGUGUUCUCGAAAAGCCGCUGGAGAAGAAAUCAGGGCGGAAUUAUGGGCCACCAGGCACCAAGAAGCUGAUCUACUUCAUCGACGACAUGAACAUGCCCGAGGUGGACAAGUACGGGACGGUGGCCCCGCACACCCUCCUCCGGCAGCACAUGGACCACAGGCACUGGUAUGACCGACAGAAGCUGACACUGAAGGACGUCCAUAACUGUCAGUACGUGGCGUGCAUGAACCCCACUGCUGGAUCCUUCACCAUCGACCCCAGGCUUCAGCGCCACUUCUGUGUGUUUGCCGUGAGCUUCCCGGGCCAGGAGGCCCUCAUGAGCAUCUACAGCACCAUCCUGGCCCAGCACCUGGCCUAUCAGUCGGUCCCCAUGGUAGUCCAGAAGAUGAGCAACCACCUGGUGGCCUCCGCCCUGGCCCUGCACCAGAAAGUGACAUCAACGUUUCUUCCCACAGCCGUUAAGUUUCAUUAUGUCUUCAACCUCAGGGACCUCUCCAAUAUUUUCCAGGGGCUCCUGUUCUCCACCACAGAGACCCUGAAAAUCCCACUGGACCUCGUCCGCCUCUGGCUGCACGAAGCCGAACGUGUGUACGGCGACAAGAUGGUGGAUGAGAAGGACCAGGAGGCGCUGCGCAGAGUCACCAUCGCUUCCACCAAGAAGUUCUUCGACGAUCUUGCUGACGAGCUCUUAUUCGCCAAACCCAAUAUCUACUGCCACUUUGCUCACGGGAUCGGCGAUCCCAAGUACCUGCCGGUGACUGACGUGGCUCCCCUGAGCAAGCUCCUGGUGGAAGCUCUGGACAGUUACAACGAGAUCAACGCGGUCAUGAACCUGGUGCUGUUUGAGGACGCGGUGGCCCACAUCUGCAGGAUCAGCCGUAUCCUGGAGUCCCCACGGGGCAACGCCCUGCUGGUCGGGGUGGGCGGCAGCGGCAAGCAGAGCCUCUCCCGCCUGGCCGCGUACAUCAGCGCGCUGGACGUGUUCCAGAUCACCCUCAAGAAGGGCUACGGGAUCCCAGACCUCAAGCUCGACCUCAGCGCCCAGUACAUCAAGUCGGCCGUGAAGAACGUUCCCUCGGUGUUCCUGAUGACGGACUCCCAGGUGGCCGAGGAGCAGUUUCUGGUGCUGAUCAAUGACCUGCUGGCCUCGGGGGAGAUCCCGGGGCUGUUUAUGGACGACGAGGUGGAGAACAUCAUCUCCUCCAUGCGGCCGCAAGUGAAGUCCCUGGGCCUGACGGACACCCGGGAGGCGUGCUGGAAAUUCUUCAUUGAGAAAGUGCGCAGGCACCUGAAGGUAAUCCUGUGUUUCUCCCCCGUGGGCUCCGUCCUGCGUGUACGAGCAAGAAAAUUCCCUGCCGUGGUCAACUGCACAGCCAUCGACUGGUUCCAUGAGUGGCCAGAGGACGCCCUGGUGUCCGUCAGCACUCACUUCCUUGAGGACACCGAGGGGAUUCAGCCGGAAGUUAAGGCCUCCAUCAGCCUCUUCAUGUCCUACGUGCACACGACCGUCAAAGAGAUGUCCAAGGUGUACCUUGCCACCGAGAGACGCUACAACUACACCACGCCCAAAACCUUCCUGGAGCAGAUCAAACUGUACCAGAACCUACUGGCCAAGAAGAGGAUGGAGCUGGUCGCCAAAAUCGAGAGGCUGGAGAACGGGCUGAUGAAGCUGCAGAGCACAGCCUCUCAGGUGGACGAUUUAAAAGCCAAGCUGGCGGUUCAGGAGGCUGAGCUCAAGCAGAAAAACGAGAAAGCGGACAAGCUGAUCCACGUGGUGGGUGUGGAAACAGAGAAGGUCAGCAAAGAGAAAGCCAUUGCUGAUGAGGAAGAAGUCAAGGUGGAAGUCAUCAACAAGAAUGUUACUGAGAAACAAAAAGCUUGUGAAACAGACCUGGCCAAGGCAGAGCCGGCCCUACUGGCUGCGCAGGAGGCCCUCGACACUCUGAAUAAGAACAACCUGACAGAGCUGAAGUCCUUCGGGUCCCCCCCAGACGCCGUGGUCAACGUCACGGCCGCCGUGAUGAUUCUGACGGCACCCGGGGGCAAGAUCCCCAAGGACCAGAGCUGGAAAGCUGCGAAAAUCAUGAUGGGCAAAGUGGACACCUUCCUGGACUCCUUGAAGAAGUUUGACAAGGAGCACAUCCCCGAGGCCUGCCUGAAAGCAUUUAAGCCCUACCAAGGCAACCCGACGUUCGACCCCGAGUUCAUCCGCUCCAAGUCCACGGCUGCCGCGGGCCUGUGCUCCUGGUGUAUCAACAUCGUCCGCUUCUACGAGGUCUACUGCGACGUGGCCCCCAAGAGGCGGGCCCUGGAGGAGGCCAACGCGGAGCUGGCCGAGGCGCAGGAGAAGCUCUCCCGCAUCAAAAGCAAGAUCGCUGAACUCAACGCCAACCUGAGCAACCUGACGUCGGCAUUUGAAAAAGCGACAGCCGAGAAAAUCAAGUGUCAGCAGGAGGCUGACGCCACCAGUAGUGUGAUCUCGCUGGCUAACAGGCUGGUAGGAGGAUUAGCAUCAGAAAACGUCCGCUGGGCCGAAUCGGUGGAGAACUUCAGAAGCCAGGGGGCCACACUGUGUGGGGACGUCCUGCUGACUUCCGCCUUCGUCUCCUACGUGGGCUACUUCACCAAGAAAUAUCGCAAUGAGCUAAUGGAGGGGUUUUGGAUCCCUUACAUAAAUGAGCUAAAGGUCCCCAUCCCGCUCACAGAAGGUCUGGAUCCCUUGAGCCUGCUGACCGACGAUGCAGACGUGGCCACUUGGAACAACCAGGGGCUCCCCAGCGACCGCAUGUCCACAGAGAAUGCCACCAUCCUGUGCAACACGGAGCGCUGGCCCCUCUUCGUGGACGCCCAGCUGCAGGGCAUCAAGUGGAUCAAAAACAAAUACGGCAGCAAGCUGAAGGCCAUCCGUCUGGGACAGAAGAGCUACCUGGAUAUCAUCGAGCAGGCCAUUUCAGAAGGGGACACCUUGCUCAUCGAGAACAUUGGCGAGACUGUGGACCCGGUUCUGGACCCUCUGCUGGGCAGGAACACAAUCAAAAAGGGAAAGUUCAUUAAGAUCGGCGACAAAGAGGUGGAAUACCACCCCAACUUCCGCCUGCUGCUGCACACGAAGCACUUCAACCCCCACUACAAGCCCGAGAUGCAGGCCCAGUGCACCCUGAUCAACUUCCUGGUCACCAGGGACGGGCUCGAGGACCAGCUCUUGGCCACCGUGGUGGCCAAAGAGCGCCCAGAUCUGGAGCAGCUGAAGGCGAACCUCACCAAGUCUCAGAAUGAAUUUAAGAUUGUUCUGAAAGAGCUGGAAGAUUCUCUGCUGGCCCGUCUGUCGGCCGCGUCGGGGAACUUUCUGGGAGACACAGCCUUAGUUGAGAACCUGGAGACCACCAAACACAUGGCCAGCGAGAUUGAGGAAAAGGUGCAAGAGGCAAAAAUCACAGAAGUUAAAAUCAACGAGGCGAGAGGGAACUACGUGCCAGCCGCGGGGAGGGCGUCCCUGCUGUACUUCAUCCUGAACGACCUCAGCAAGAUCAACCCCAUCUACCAGUUCUCGCUCAAGGCCUUCAACGUGGUGUUCGAGAAGGCCAUCCAGAAGACCGCCCCUGCCGACGAGGUCAAACAGCGUGUGAUCAACCUGACGGACGAGAUCACCUACUCUGUGUACAUGUACACGGCCCGCGGGCUCUUCGAGCGAGACAAACUCAUCUUCCUCGCACAGGUGACAUUUCAGGUCUUGUCCAUGAAGAAGGAGCUGAACCCGGUGGAGCUGGAUUUCCUUCUGCGGUUCCCGUUCAAAGCCGGGGUCGUGUCACCCGUGGACUUCCUGCAGCAUCAGGGAUGGGGCGGCAUCAAGGCCCUCUCGGAGAUGGAUGAGUUCAAGAACCUGGACAGCGACAUCGAGGGAUCCGCCAAGCGGUGGAAGAAGCUCGUGGAGUCGGAAGCCCCCGAAAAGGAGGUCUUCCCCAAGGAGUGGAAGAACAAGACGGCGCUGCAGAAGCUGUGCAUGCUGAGGUGCGUGCGGCCCGACCGCAUGACCUACGCCAUCAAGAACUUUGUGGAGGAGAAGAUGGGCAGCAAGUUCACAGAGGGCCGGAGCGUUGAGUUCUCCAAGUCCUACAAGGAGAGCAGCCCCUCAAGCCCCAUCUUCUUCAUCCUCUCCCCGGGCGCUGACCCCCUGAAGGACGUGGAGGCCCUGGGGAAAAAAUUGGGAUUUACCAUAGACAACGGGAAACUCCAUAACGUGUCCCUGGGGCAGGGACAAGAGGUGGUGGCGGAGAAUGCCCUGGACGUGGCUGUGGAGAAGGGACACUGGGUCAUUCUGCAGAACAUCCACCUGGUGGCCCAGUGGCUGAGCACCCUGGACAAGAAGCUGGAGCGGUACAGCGUCGGCAGCCACGAUGACUACCGCGUGUUCAUCAGCGCCGAGCCGGCCCCCAGCCCCGAGUCCCACAUCAUCCCCCAGGGCAUCCUGGAGAACGCCAUCAAAAUCACCAACGAGCCGCCCACGGGCAUGUACGCCAACCUGCACAAGGCCCUGGACCUCUUCACCCAGGACACACUGGAGAUGUGCACCAAGGAGAUGGAGUUCAAGUGCAUCCUCUUCGCCCUGUGCUACUUCCACGCCGUGGUGGCCGAGAGGCGCAAGUUUGGGGCCCAGGGCUGGAACAGGUCGUACCCCUUCAACAACGGGGACCUCACCAUCUCCAUCAACGUGCUCUACAACUACCUGGAGGCCAACCCCAAGGUGCCCUGGGACGAUCUCCGCUACCUCUUUGGGGAAAUCAUGUACGGCGGCCACAUCACCGACGACUGGGACCGCCGGCUCUGCAGGACGUACCUGGAGGAGUACAUCCAGGCGGAGAUGCUGGAGGGAGAGAUCCUGCUGGCCCCGGGCUUUCAGAUCCCCCCGAACCUGGACUACAAGGGUUACCACGAAUACAUCGACAAGAACCUGCCCCCCGAAAGCCCCUGCCUGUAUGGCCUGCACCCCAAUGCAGAGACUGGCUUCCUGACGGCCACCUCGGAGAUGCUGUUCCGCACUGUCCUGGAAAUGCAGCCCAAAGAAACCGGGUCGGGAGCCGGUGGCGCCGGGGUGUCUCGCGAGGAGAAGGUGAAGGCCGUGCUGGAUGAGAUCCUGGAGAAGAUCCCGGAGACCUUCAACAUGGCCGAGAUCAUGGCCAAGGCCGCCGAGAAGACCCCCUACGUGGUUGUCGCCUUCCAAGAAUGUGAGAGAAUGAACAUCCUGACCAACGAAAUGCGCCGCUCGCUGAAGGAGCUGAACCUGGGGCUGAAGGGAGAACUGACCAUCACGACUGACAUGGAAGACCUGUCCACGGCUCUGUUCUAUGACACUGUGCCCGACACGUGGGUGGCCCGGGCCUACCCCUCGAGGUUGGGCCUGGCGGCCUGGUACGCCGACCUGCUGCUCCGCAUCAGGGAGCUCGAGGCCUGGACGAUGGACUUCACGCUGCCUACCACCGUGUGGCUGGCCGGCUUCUUCAACCCGCAGUCCUUCCUCACGGCCAUCAUGCAGUCCAUGGCCAGGAAGAACGAGUGGCCACUGGACAAGAUGUGUCUGUCUGUGGAGGUGACCAAGAAGAACCGGGAGGACAUGACCGCGCCCCCCCGGGAGGGCUCCUACGUGUACGGGCUCUUCAUGGAAGGAGCUCGCUGGGACACCCAGAUGGGAGUCAUCGCCGACGCGCGGCUGAAAGAGCUGACGCCGGCCAUGCCCGUCAUCUUCAUCAAGGCCAUCCCUGUGGACCGCAUGGAGACCAAGAACAUCUAUGAGUGUCCCGUGUACAAAACACGCAUCCGCGGCCCCACCUACGUCUGGACCUUUAACCUGAAGACCAAAGAGAAGGCAGCAAAGUGGAUCCUGGCAGCCGUGGCGCUGCUCCUACAGGCCUAGCUGGAGCCCCGGGUCCCGCCGUGAGGCCCAUGCUGCCCGGCGCCAGGUCCUGACCGCAACUUCAAAUUUACAGUUAGGAACUCAGCCUUGCAACUAUCACUUAUUUUCACAGGAACUGAUGAUUGCUUUUUUGUUCUCCUAAAUAAUCGAGGCACUUUAUAACCAUGCACAUCGAGACUAGCCAGAGGGUGGAGGGCAGCCUGGGAGAGGGGGUGUGGAUGGGAUUAAAACAAUGAAGCCACUUA